AUGCACUCUCUCCCUAAGUUGUUUCUAGCGGCUCUCUCAUUUACCAUCCUGGUUGAUGGUAGCCACCGCUGUGACUGGAUUUUCGCCAUCGGCCCGAACCCGACUGGUGGAAAUGUCAUCUACCAAGGCCAGUCGGAUGCGCAGGCUAAGAGACUUGCAUAUGUUGAUGACUGCGACAACUCGUUUAUCCUUGCAGUUGAUUCAACCAGCACUGUUGCUGCCGGCGGUCAGCAUGCCUCCGUUCGUAUUACAUCUCAGAAGAGCUACAAUGGCGGUCUCUUCAUCUUUGACGCUUCCUACAUGCCUGUAGGUGAAAUCGAUAUUGUCGAGGGUGUGAAUAAUCAGGGCACAAACCAGAUGACGCUUUAUACCGGCACGAACCAAACUUGCACUAACGAAAUGACAAAUAGUACCUAUCAGUUUUCAGGAAAAAUCAUAGCAACCGACCGUUACAGUACCACACACGCGGACUCAGGCUGCAGCAUCGAAGACACUGACACAAGCUCUUUUGCGUAUGGUUUCAACAAUGCAGAAGGUGGUGUCUUUGCACUUCUGUGGGACAAUUCCCCUGGCAUGUCAAUAUGGCAUUUCGCUCGGGCUUUAAUUACAUGGCCGUCUACCAAUAAGGUCACGGAGGCGCGGAAGCACGCCAGGAGCCAUCCAUCAACUUGCACCACACGUUACAAUGGUGGAGUUAAGCCGUCCAACAUUCACACUACUAGUAGUGGGCCUUCUCAGACAACUGUGAGAUACAUUCGCGAGCAAUUGUUGCAGAUAGGGUCAUCGAAAUCCAGGGUCAAUGGCUUACACUUGAAGUUAACUUCCUGUGUACCAAUGUCUCUUUCAGUAUUACGCGUUCUCUGGAGAGCAAUUUCCGAGAAUUGCCAGGGUGGACCUGCACGCUUUGUCAACGAAGACGUCGGCAAGAGAGAUCAGUCUUGGAAUAUAAUGUACGAAGUGAUGAUUGGAUUGAGGACAAAAGGAUCAUCUUUAGCGUAA
This is a messenger RNA of Suillus plorans, 999 nucleotides long. RefSeq lists its product as uncharacterized. The transcript has 9 exons. The coding region runs from base 1 to 999 and encodes 332 amino acids. NCBI's taxonomy places the organism in Eukaryota, Fungi, Basidiomycota, Agaricomycetes, Boletales, Suillaceae. The record is from RefSeq and is a predicted model, not a curated record.